CAACCUUAAGCCAACGCACAUUUAUAGAACAUUUCCAUGUGAUCCUGGGGAAGACAGACCGCAGGCGGAGGGCAGUGCUGAAAAGUCGGAACAUCAGAAAGAGAGGACCUUUCCCCUCUUCUCUGCUCUUCAUGCUAAAAGGAUACUGGUCGCCGCUGAUCAAAUCCGGAGGGACUGGGCACCUUGAAUCGUCAUGGGGAACGAGAACAGCACCUCGGGCAACCAGCAAGAGGACUCCGGCGUGAAUAACAUCAUCCUGUUGCCUCCAAACCCUGAACCUCUGCAGAGGACAUCAUCGGCUCGGAGGCCAGGAUCCGAGCCAUCACCUGGCAACAGUCGGAGCGUAGAAAGAGGGCCAGAGGAGAAGCCCAGAGGCACUGACCUUGGAGACUUGCCCAGCUUCGGGCACAGAGGUUCCUGCUCCACUUCUGAGGGUGCUGCCAGCGUGGAUCCCUGCAUCGUGUCCCCAGAGGUGACUGAGCCAAGGAGACACCCACAAGAAGCCAGGGGCCCACAAGUUUCUCCGCUGCCCAGUCCCCUGAAGCCCUGGGAGCAGGAGUGUCCCUCAGCCUCCAUGCCCUUUGCUGAGGGCCCCCCAGAAGGCCGCUUGGCAAGUCCAGCAGCAGCACCUGAAGCCUGGUCCCCUGUUCAACCCCCCUGGAGGGACCCUUCCCCAGGUGCCCAGGGAGAUGCUCCAGCAGCCUUUGUCCCCGAGGGGGACAGCUCUACUCAGCGCAGUGUGGUUGCAACUGUCCCCAACACCGGAAGAGAGAGAGACCUGAAGGAAGAAGAGAGGCAGAAAGUGUCUUCCUCCAGUCUCAUUGACCAGUUGCCAGAAAUUUCACCAGCAGCUCCCAGAGAGCCGAUGAAGGGACAGCUGUGUGAAGAGGAUGGCCAGCCUGGUGGGUUCGAGUCCCAAGGGAAAGAGGCUGUAGUUGGCUUCCCCCUCCCAGAGCCUGGGCAGGGAGCGCCUUCUGGACAAGGGGCCCCUAAGGCGCCUGCUGCAGCCCAGCCAGUACAAGAAAGCUCAGCUGGCCUGGAAGAGCCUCCCUCAAAACCCGAGACCCCGACCCCACAAGAUCCAGCCCCCAAAUGUCAAGUGGCAGUGCUGCCUCAGGAUUUCACCGAUGAUCCGGAUUCCCUUGGGGCCUGCCCUCCCAGUAGGAGCAAUUCAGAGGCUGCCCAAGAAGCCGAAGCGAAGGCCGCUUCCCAGGAAAACUGCCAGCAACAAAUGGGAGCUCAUCCGCCACCCACAGAGCUGCCCUGGGAUUCGCCGAGUCCUGCCCUGGUGCCGGGGGCCAAGGGCACCUGGGAGGAGAUGCUGGGUGCCCGAGAUGCUCAGGGUCACCGGCAGACAGGGAGGCCAGGAGCCGAGCCCAGUCAAGAUGUCUGUGCGGCAGCAGACGAGCAACCCGAGGGGGCUUCACUUGCGGGCACUGAGCCUUUCCCACACGCAGUGACCGAGGACACGGGUCCAGCUUCAGGCCUCACUUCACAGCCAGCUGCUCCGGCCUCUGUUGCUGCAGGACAACCCAGCUGGUUGAACAAGGACUUGGUUUCUGGGGCUGAGAUGCCUGGUCUUACAGAUCCAGCUAAAGAGCUGGCAGAAGCCGGGUUGGCAGUUCAGGAGAAGCUCGCAUCAGAUCUUGGAGGAGAGGGAGAGGGUCCAGGAAAGGGCCCCAGAGAGGUUCCAGCCCCUUCACCCCAGGAGGAGAGGGGGGAGAUCUUGAACAGGGAGCAGAACAACGAAGUCCAGCAAGGGAUUCUGCCCCCUCCCCCACGUGCAUCAGAUGAAAGUGUCAGAAAGUCGCUGGGGCCGAAGGAUGAAGUCAAGGCCCCUGGAAGUCCAGCUGUGCUUAAGGAAGAAAGCAGACUACCUGGCGCCGACCCUAGAGGACAGGAAGAAGCCCCGGAGCCACCUGAUGCUGCGGGUCCUGGGAACCUUCGGGAAGAGCAACCUGAGGCCCGCAGCUGCAAGCCUGACCCAGAGGCGGAAAGGGACCAGGUUUCCCAGCUAACUAGCGAUGUGGAGAGCACAGGCCUCCCCAGCACGGCCGCUGCACAGCCACUCAGAAAGGACAUCCCCGGGCAUGCGGACAGGCCCGGCGCUCCUUCAGAGGAGGCAGCUUGGAGCUCGGAGGCCUGUGGGAUGAUGGGAGAAGCCGGAGGGGUCCCUGAGUCUGACUCACUGCACCGGAUCUGUGAGCAGGACCCUGUCCCGCCCUCUGGACCGGAUGGAGCUGGUGAACACGUUCUUCCCGAGAGAGCUGUCUGGGAGGGGCCAGGACUGCAGACCGAAUGUCCUGACACCCUUCAGGACGUGGCGGGGUUGGGGAUAAUGGACUCUCUUCCUGCUUUAGAAUCUGACAAAUUGGAUUUCCUGUCAACUCCUGCUGCCGAGGUCAUCCCCAAAGCCCCGGAGGCGGAGAGCACAUCUGAAAUAAAGGCGAGGAGCCACCCAUCCGAGCAGAGGCCCGGCAGCUGUGAUGGGGAGAGCUUGCUGACAUCCCCCGAGCCCUGUGGGCUGGGGCGUGAUGCAGCUGCACAGGAAGUCCACGCUGAUGGGCUGCCUCCCCCUAAAGAGGGGAACUUGGCAGUGGACUGUGGGCUCACGACACUCAGCCUGGAGCAAGAUCAGCAGGGAAACCUGUGCUGCCCCGGGGACAGUGGGAAGCGAGGAGCUGAGUCAGAGAGGUCCUCACUGUAUUCUGAGAACUGUCCCCAGCCGUCCCAAAUGGACCCAGAAGCAUCCAUCUUUGAUAUGCUCCCAGAGCAGUCCCAACGGUGUGAGAAUGAGAAAGAGACUUUUCCAAGUGGUGCUGAUUUUAAGAACCUGAGUGCAGAUUCCACCCCAACCCACAUACCUGUGGAAUCUCCGGAGGAUGUGCCCCUGCCUGUUCAAGGAGGAAAGGAGCAGGCUUCUGGAUCAGAACUUCAAAGUGAGCUCUCCGAAGGCAGUCUGUCUGAUGCUCCAAGUUCAGCUCCUGGGGACGCAGUUCAGGAGAAUCCUACGACAGGGCAGUCAGAGUUGUCAGCACCAAUGAGCCCGGAGUUGCCUGCAUUGGGGGAGGAUGGGCAAAAGGGAGAUCACAGCGGCAGCCAGCCCUCUAGUGUCUCACUUCCUGCAGCAGACACCUUACAAGACCCUGCUCUUGAAGGUAGCCUGAGCAGAAAGGAAAGUUGCUACACUGGGCAGGGGCCAAACAAGUCCCAGCAGGAGCUGGUUGAUGGGCUGAAAGCCGGCAGCCCGCAGGAAGAAGCCCGUCUCAGGGCUGAAGAUGCUGAAGCAGCUGACGCUCAGCCCCCGCCCCAGGGCUCGGGCAGGACAGAGAAGGCAAGUGGGGACACAGUGAUGGCCCCACCUUGUUGGCCUGACUCAGUAGUUCCCCUGGAUGCAGCUCCAGCACCUGCUGGCUCCCCUGUCACUCCCAGCCAGGAUGCCCCUGAGAGAGAUACAUGUGAUGAAACCCAGGAAGGCAGACAGCAAUCAGGGUUGGCCCCACAGAAGGAAAUGGAGUGCCCCACUGUCUUGGAUGCAGAAACCCAAAAGCUUCCUUCAAACGUCCUAUCAGCUGAGGAUCAAGGUGCAGAAGGUGAGGCUGCUGAGACUGGUGGGAACACUGACGGAGGAGACCUGGGGAUGCAGUGGGCUCCGGGGGAGUCAGAAGAAGCUGUUCUAAGCAGUGGCUUCUUCCAGACAGAGCAGUGCCCCUCCUCUGGGGAGGAAGCUUCUACCUGUGCCCUGGGUGAGCCCUGCCAAGCUGAGCAGCCCUUGGUCAGCUGCCAGGAUGCCUUGCUGCCAGCCAGAGAGCUGGGUGGGAUUCCCAGGGGUGUCGUGGAUAUUCCUGCAGUCCAGGCUGUCCCCAACCCAGAGAGGCUCCUGCCAUCCGGGCCACCAGAAGAGGCUGCUCCUGACACUCCUUACCUGCAUAUUGAUGGCGCUGCCAGCACAGGUACAGAGGACAGUGGGGUGAAAGCCGCUUCAUCUCGAGGCCCCACAGCUCCCGGUGAAAGCCCCUGUCCUGUACGGGAGCCCUUGCUUGUCUUGGAAAACGCCUCCUCCAUGAAGGUGCCUGUGGGUUCCCUCGCCUCCCUUUCACAACCGGGAGCUGCAGAUGGAGAAAUCUCUGCAGCACAAGACCCCAGCGGAAGCCCCAAAGCUGGGACCUUUGAGGGACCUGUGGACUCUGUGCCCUACCUGGACAAGAUGCCACUUCUGGCCAUGGGUAAGCAGACCACAGCGGAGGAGAGAGCAUCAAGAGCUCCCGGUGCAAGUGCCAAGCCCAGUGAAAUUCCCGCACGUCCCACCAGGGAGGAGAGCAUGGCAGGUGAUAUAGCAAGGGAGGCAGAGAGUAACGGGGAGAAGAUGGUAGACCCUUCCGAGGACCCGAGGAGAGGAGCAGCAGUUGAUGUAGAUGCAAGCUCCAAGCAGACCAGCAUGGUCACUGGGUUCCCUGACUUCAGGGAGCACAUCACCAGGAUCUUUGAGAAGUCUGUCCUGGGAGCACUGACCGCCGAUCGGCUCCAGAGCACACUGGGAGAAAAGGCAGGAGCUGGGAGGAGUGUGACGGGCAAGGACCUUGCCAUGCCCAGCCCAGGGAAGCUUCCAGAUGGGAUUCAAGGCGUGGCCGUCGCCCCUCUUCCCAGCCCUCCUGCUGGACUCUGGGUAGACUCAAAGGACAAGAAGCAAGAGUUGGCCGUAGAGGCCGAGAUUUCCUGUCUGAUUCCCCAGGAUCCAGCUCCAGAAAAGCUGGCCGCAGAGCAAAACCUGCCAGGUGCCAGUGUGGGGAUGGAAACGAGUGGGGUCCCACAGAGGCUGACGGAAAGUGAGACAUCGGAGGGGGCUGGGGAAGGCAGGCCCGGGGCUGGAGGCCAGGCCCCUGCACAGCAGGGAAGCUGCCGGCAGGAAUCAGCUUCCGGUCUGCCUUCACAGGCGACUUCUCCAGAGGUUCCUGUUGCUGACUUGCAGGUGGCUCCCCAGAGCCGUGGAGAAGGGGACUCAGUUCAGGACGACAGAAUUCCUUCUGGAAAACAGCACCAAGACACAUCCAGCAGCGGUAGCCAACCCAGAGAAGAUGGUGCCUGGGGCUUUUCUCCCAUGCCAGUGUCCACCUCUGCCCUGGGAGCAUCUUCUGUCCCCGGGGACGUUCCUACCGGGACCGGGGCCAUCAGUGAGCCUUGCACCCCAGACACACUUAGAGGUGAGAGAAGGCAUGGAGGUGCGACUGGGAUCUCAGAAACACAAAAUGCCCUGGGCAACCAGAGCGCCCUGGAGCCACCAGCUGGGGAAGUGGCAGACACUCGCCCGGAGCCUGGCUGGGUAGCAGGAGCUGCUAGGGAUGCAGAGGGUGACGUCACUUUGAGCACAGCUGAGACCAGGGCACGUGCGUCUGACGACCUGCCUGAAACAGGUACUACAAGAAUGUUCUCCAGUGCCACCUGUGCCUCGGUGCUGCCAGGAAGCCUUGGGGACGCAGGCUGCCCUGAAGGGGAUCUGAGGAUGGAUGCUGCAGCCGUCCUGAGCAGGGACAGCCCGGCCGGGUACCUGCAGGCCGAAGAGCAGCCCGAGCCUGAGCUCCCCGCUCCCUCUGGGGACAAGAAAUUGGGUGUCUCCUCACCUCCAGAACCUGACGAAGCUGGGGACCCAAAGAUGCAAAGCCUGGUUCCAGAAGUGCUCAACACUGAGAGAAAGAGCCCUGGGUCUGGCCCAUCUACCUUACCUUUAGUUCCUGAGAAGGAUGCUCCAAAUAUCACGGGCGAGGUCAUUUCAGAUGAGACUAGAAGUGCGGCAGGAACAGAAAGUUCACCUGAAGCCGAUGACAUCAUCCAGCCAGCUGCCCUAGAAGGACUGGAAAACCCACUCUUAGCUGCCUCCUCCCAGCAUGGUGAUGUCAGUGGCCAGGUCUCCUGGAAUCUGACUGCCCAGAGCACGUCUUCAGCUGCUGGCCAUGUGGAUCUCACUCCCCCGGCCUCGGAACAUGCAUCUUGGCCUUCCGCCCCAGCUGGUGAUGGAGUAGAAGCUUCCACUCCCUCCUGCCAAGGUCUGGCCAAGGAUGUGAGCAGGAGUUCUGACUCUGAAGAAGCAUUUGAGACUCCGGAGUCAACGACCCCUGUCAAAGCUCCACCAGCCCCACCCCCGCCACCCCCCGAAGUCAUUCCAGAACCUGAGGUCAGCGCACAGCCUCCCCCGGAAGAACCAGGAUGCGGUUCUGAGACAGUCUGCGUCCCCGAUGGCCCCCGUAGCAGCUCUGUGGAAGGAAGUCCUUUCCGUCCUCCGUCACACUCCCUCUCCGCCGUCUUCGAUGAAGACAAGCCGAUAGCCAGCAGCGGGACUUACAACUUGGACUUUGACAACAUCGAGCUGGUGGAUAACUUUCAGACCUUGGAGCCGCGCUGCUCAGACUCUAAGAACCAGGACUGCAAGGUGAACUCGCGGAGGAAGUCCACGGACUCUGUCCCCAUCUCGAAGUCCACGUUAUCCCGGUCGCUCAGCCUGCAAGCCAGUGACUUUGAUGGUGCUUCUUGCUCAGGCAACACCGAGGCCACGGCCCCGGCCCCAGAGGCGUACAGCACGGGUUCGAGCAGUGCGUCCAGCACCCUUAAGCGAACUAAGAAACCGAGGCCACCUUCCUUAAAAAAGAAACAGACCACUAAGAAACCCCCAGAAACCCCCCCAGUGAAAGAGACACCGCAGGAGCCAGCCGACGAGAGUCCUGUCCCCGGUGAGGAGCAUCGAAUACCAGAGACAAAAGUGGAAUCAGCCAAGACGGAAGGUUCCGGACCAGCCUUAUUGGAGGAGGCGCCCUUCGAACCUGCUGCUCUGCCCAAGGCUGCCUGCCCUCUGGACUCAGAGGGUGCAGAAGGGGCCGUCCCCCCAGCUCCUGGGGGUGGCAGAGUGCAGAACUCACCCCCCGUUGGAAGGAAGAUACUGCCUCCUGCCACGGUCCCGGAGGCAGUGGAGGGGACCCCGUCAGAUAGCGGGGGGCAGGAGGACUCCCCAGCCAAAGGCCUCUCAGUGAGGCUAGAGUUUGACUAUUCUGAGGACAAGGGUAGUUGGGACACCCAGCAGGAAAACACCCCUCCCACCAAAAAGAUAGGCAAAAAGCCGGUUGCCAAAAUGCCCCUACGGAGGCCAAAGAUGAAAAAAACACCCGAAAAACUCGACAACGCUCCUGCCUCGCCUACCAGCUCCCCCGCUGAACCCAAUGACAUCCCUAUUGCUAAAGGUACCUACACCUUUGAUAUUGACAAGUGGGAUGACCCCAAUUUUAACCCUUUUUCUUCCACCUCAAAAAUGCAGGAGUCUCCCAAACUGCCCCAACAAUCAUACAACUUUGACCCAGACGCCUGUGAUGAGUCCACUGACCCCUUUAAGACGUGCUCUAAGACCCCCAGCUCACCUUCUAAAUCCCCAGCCUCCUUUGAGAUCCCAGCCAGUGCCAUCGAAGCCAAUGGAGUGGACGGGGAUGGGCUGAACAAGCCCGCCAAGAAGAAGAAGACGCCCCUCAAGACUGACACAUUUAGGGUGAAAAAGUCGCCAAAGCGGUCUCCUCUCUCUGACCCACCUUCUCAGGACCCCACCCCCGCGGCUACCCCGGAAACGCCACCGGUGAUCUCUGCGGUGGUCCACGCAACCGAUGAGGAGAAGCUGGCGGUCACCAGCCAGAAGUGGACGUGCAUGACGGUGGAUCUGGAGGCUGACAAACAGGACUACCCACAGCCCUCAGACCUGUCCACCUUCGUAAACGAGACCAAAUUCAAUUCACCCACGGAGGAGUUGGAUUACAGAAACUCCUAUGAAAUCGAAUAUAUGGAGAAAAUUGGUUCCUCCUUACCUCAGGACGACGACGCCCCCAAGAAGCAGGCUUUGUACCUUAUGUUCGACACUUCUCAGGAGAGCCCAGUCAAGUCUCCGCCCGUCCGGAUGUCAGAGUCCCCAACACCGUGUUCAGGGUCAAGUUUCGAGGAGACUGAAGCCCUCGUGAAUGCCGGGGCCAAGAUCCAGCACCCCGUUGCACGAGGGCUGGCCCCCAACCAGGAGCCACACUUGCAGGUGCCAGAGAAACCAUCCCAGAAAGAGCUGGAGGCCAUGGCCUUGGGCACCGCGUCAGAAGUGAUUGAAAUUACAGCUCCUGAGGGCUCCUUGGCCUCGGCUGACGCCCUCCUCAGCAGGCUGGCUCAUCCAGCCUCUCUCUGUGGUGCGCUUGACUAUCUGGAACCCGACUUAGCAGAAAAGAACCCCCCAGUAUUUGCCCAGAAACUUCAGGAGGAGCUAGAGUUUGCCAUCAUGCGGAUAGAAGCCCUGAAGCUGGCCAGGCAGAUUACCCUGGCUUCCCGUAGCCACCAGGACACCAAGAGAGAAGCUGCUCACCCAACAGAUGUCUCCAUCUCCAAAACAGCCUUGUACUCCCGCAUCGGGACCGCCGAGGUGGAGAAGCCCGCAGGCCUUCUGUUCCAGCAGCCUGACCUGGACUCUGCGCUCCAGAUCACCAGGGCGGAGAUCUUAACGAAGGAGAGAGAGGUCUCAGAGUGGAAAGAGAAAUAUGAAGAAAGCAGGCGGGAAGUGAUGGAAAUGAGGAAAAUAGUGGCCGAGUAUGAGAAGACCAUCGCUCAGAUGAUAGAGGACGAACAGAGGGAGAAGUCAGUCUCCCACCAAACGGUCCAGCAGCUGGUCCUGGAGAAGGAACAAGCCCUGGCCGACCUGAACUCAGUGGAGAAAUCUCUGGCUGAUCUCUUCAGGAGAUACGAGAAGAUGAAAGAGGUCCUGGAGGGCUUCCGCAAGAAUGAAGAGGUGCUGAAGAAGUGUGCACAGGAGUACCUGUCCCGGGUAAAGAAGGAGGAGCAGAGGUACCAGGCACUGAAGGUGCAUGCGGAGGAGAAGCUGGACAGGGCCAACGCCGAGAUCGCCCAGGUCCGGGGCAAGGCCCAGCAGGAGCAGGCUGCCUACCAGGCCAGCCUGCGGAAGGAGCAGCUGCGCGUGGAUGCUCUGGAAAGGACCCUGGAACAGAAGAAUAAAGAGAUAGAAGAACUCACCAAGAUUUGUGAUGAACUGAUUGCCAAAAUGGGGAAAAGCUAACUUUGAACCAAAUGUUUGGACUUGAGCGUUGCGUGCAAUAUGGCCGUCGGCACACUGCUGUCCCUCCGGUUGUGUGGGCAGGUUCUGUUUUCACUUUUUCGUAUGCACUACUGUAUUUCCUUUCUAAAUAAAGUUGAUUUGAUUGUAUGCAGUACUAAGGAGACUAUCAGAAUUUCUUGCUAUUGGUUUGCAUUUUCCUAGUAUAAUUCAUAGCAAGUUGACCUCAGAGUUCCUGUAUCAGGGAGAUUGUCUGGUUCUCUAACAAAAGAAAUCGCUGACCUUGGCCUUGCCCUUUGUACAUGACUUUCCAGGGUGAGCGGCUUUUGGAUUUAAUAUGAUCAUGUACAGCUUGCAAAGGGACUCUUGCCUUAAGGAGUGUAAACUUGAUCUGCAUUUGCUGAUUUGUUUUAAAAAAAAAGAAAAGAAAAGAAAAUGCAUGUUUCAAAUAAAAUUCUCUAUUGUAAAUAAAUUUUUUUCUUUGGAUCUUGGCAA
This is a messenger RNA of Vicugna pacos (alpaca), 9568 nucleotides long. Lineage: Eukaryota; Metazoa; Chordata; Mammalia; Artiodactyla; Camelidae. The record is from RefSeq and is a predicted model, not a curated record.